Maudiozyma saulgeensis is the source of this 648-nucleotide messenger RNA. NCBI's taxonomy places the organism in Eukaryota, Fungi, Ascomycota, Saccharomycetes, Saccharomycetales, Saccharomycetaceae. The record is from the annotation of a GenBank genome assembly.
AUGAGUAAUUUAAACAGUAAUAUACCCACUUAUUUUGGUAUUGCGUUUGUUGCGUUAGCUACCGGGUUUUACCUGGGACAAACUAUUCCUCAAUUAACCUCUCAAGAAGAUGAAAAAAGGUCACAUCAAAAGAAGGAGAGUAAGAAAUUAUCCACAAAUAUAGAGAACAUCACUGAUGAAGAGUAUCCUGAAAGUGAGGAAUCAGAAGAAGAAGAAGAAGAAGAAGAAGAAGAAUCAGAUUAUGAAAUUGAAUCCUUAGCUUUGAAUGAUAUCCCAGGUGAAGUUAGAAUGGCUUUGGUUAUAAGAACCGACUUAAAGAUGGAGAAAGGUAAAGUUGCAGCCCAAUGUGCCCACGCAGCUCUUGGGUGCUUCCGUUUAAUUGCUACAGAUCCUUCAAAGAAAUCAUAUAACCCAGUUCUAACAAAUAGAUGGUUACAUGGCGGCCAAGCUAAGAUUACUCUAAAAUGUCAAAACAAAGAGAUGAUGGAUGAAUUGUAUGCAAAGGCAUUAUCAUUAGAUGUCAAUGCCGUAGUUAUCCAUGAUGCAGGUAGAACACAAAUUGCGGCUGGUAGUGCUACAGUCUUAGGCAUAGGUCCUGCUCCGAAAUCUGUUUUAGAUCAAAUCACUGGUGACUUGAAACUUUAUUAA